Messenger RNA from Symbiodinium necroappetens, 1764 nucleotides. The record is from the annotation of a GenBank genome assembly. Lineage: Eukaryota; Dinophyceae; Suessiales; Symbiodiniaceae.
AUGGAGCUAUACCGUGGUUCGCAGUCCUCUUCUACCGAAGCACCCUGCGGGAUGGGCCCCAAGCUGCUAAAGCCCGUACAAGGCAUGCUUCACGGCGACGAGACCGGCGACGGUAGCGAGAUAUCUAGCAAGCUCUCCGGUGGUUGCGAGCUCUUUGACAAGUCCUUUGCGCACGAGGUCAACGGCAUUCACGACAAGUGGUUCGUUUUAAGCCUGAAGCUCACCGACCAGGAAGCCGAGGACGCCCUGGAUCCUGUGAGCCCGUUUCCGUUGACCAAGCAGGAGUCCUCUGCAGGUUCCGGUACCUUCAUCAAGCUGCUUCCAGCAUGGAAUCGCGGGCUGCACGAAUCCUUUAGACAGCAGAAGAGGGCUAAAAGGAGAUCCAUGCGUGGUGUCUCGGCCCGGAUGAAUGAGAAAGUCAAGGACAACACUUGCCUGCAGCCGCUCAUCAUCGUACCUUCGAGUCCGAAACGAGUGUCAUGGACCUUUCUGGGUUUCGUCUUCAUCCUCUGGGACUUGGUGACCAUACCGAUGACAAUGUUCGACAUCCCGGGUUUCUCAGACUUCUUGGACCUCAUGGGGCGGGUCACCUUCGGGUACUUCCUCAUGGAUGUCUUUCUGCACUUCAUCUUCGCGGUGGACAUCAAAGGCCAGCUGGAAAUGCGGCCUGGGGUCAUUGCUCGCACCUACGUGCGUUCUUGGUUCUUCCUCGAUGUGCUCCUCCUGCUAAUCGAUGUCAUGCUCUUCACCUUGGAGGCAAUUGCAACCGGCGGAGAUGCGAUGAGUGGCCUGAAGACGAUGCGGCUCCUUCGCUCUCUGCGGCUUCUUCGCCUGAUGCGGCUGCUCCGGAUCGGCAAGCUGAAGGAGGUUCUACAGAUUCUGGCCAAUCGCUUCUCCUCCCUCUACUUCCUCAUGAUCCUGAAGAUCCUGUCCGGUUUUGGCAUGGUCCUUGCCGUGAACCACUUCAUUGCCUGCUCUUGGUAUGGAGUGGGCCUCAUACACGUGGACACGGUCAGCUGGCUCACCGAGUCGCAGAUGCAAGAGGCCAGCUUCGCAGAGGGCUACAUUACGGCAAUGCACUGGAGCUUGACCCAGUUCACUCCAGCGACCAACAACGUUGCGCCUGCAAAUUACCUCGAGAGGAUGGUAGCCGUUUUCGUGAUCUUGUUGGCCAUGGGGGUCUUCUCCUCCUUCGUCAGCUCCAUAACCAGUGCAGUAAAUUCCUUGCGGGCGGUUCGCAUGGAGCAGAUCAAGCAGGAGACCAAGAUCCGUCAAUUCUUCAGCGAGCGCAACCUUUCUGCGGAACUCUUCAACAAAGUCCAGGACGUCUGCCGCAAGCGCGGGCUCUUCGAGAUCCGACUGAAGGAGGAGGAGGUGGCGCUCUUGAAGGAGAUCCCGGAGUCCCUGAAGCGUCGGCUCCACGAGGAGAUCUUCCUUCCCUUGCUGAGCAUCGCGCCCUUCCUUCCUCCCUGGAGCCAUUCCCAGGAGUACCGCUUCAUGCGCAAGGUGUGCCAUGUUGCGAUGCAAGAGCGUUCUGCUCUCUCCUCGCAAGAUGUUUUCGUCCUGGGCGCGGACUGCAAGGAGAUGAUCAUGGUUCAGUAUGGGGCAAUGGGCUACCAUGUCGUUGCCAAGGACUCUUCUCGCAUGCAAGAUUCCGUGGAGUUCGACGUGCGGGACCGAAUGUCGUGUACGGUGGGAGAGAUCCUCUGCAUGCCAUGCCUUUUCGCCAAGUGGCAAACCCGUGGCAGGCUGACGCCCGGUUGA